Molecule: messenger RNA, 423 nt
Organism: Aspergillus bombycis
Lineage: Eukaryota; Fungi; Ascomycota; Eurotiomycetes; Eurotiales; Aspergillaceae
Product: NAD dependent epimerase/dehydratase family protein
Exons: 1
Coding region: 1-423 (140 amino acids)
Source: RefSeq, a predicted model, not a curated record
AUGCCGUCUGUAUUCUUAGUAGGCCCUGGCUUGAUUGGCGGAGAGGUACUUGACCUUCUGAUUAAGGGCGAAAAAUAUAAUAUCACAACUCUCGUGCGCAGAGAAGCCGCCUGUCCGGCCUUCCACGAGCUCGGGGUACAGACUGUGCUCGGGUCUUUGAGUGACAAAGAUGUGAUUGCAACGCAAACAGCCGCUAGCGACAUCGUCAUCCACACUGCCACUGCCGACGACUUGCCCUCCGUGCAGGCCAUUCUGGAAGGCGUGCGAGAACGCACCCAGCGCCGGCAGCAAACUAUCUACAUCCACACGAGUGGUGCAAGUCUCCUCGGUGAUAAUGCGGAGGGUUCAUACAGGAGCGAUUUUAUCUUCGAUGAUGAGAACCCGAGCUCUAUUGACGCGCUGCCAGACGCCGCAGCUCACUGA